Molecule: messenger RNA, 1322 nt
Organism: Gaeumannomyces tritici R3-111a-1
Lineage: Eukaryota; Fungi; Ascomycota; Sordariomycetes; Magnaporthales; Magnaporthaceae
Exons: 2
Coding region: 167-595 (142 amino acids)
Biological process (GO): attachment of spindle microtubules to kinetochore; mitotic cell cycle
Cellular component (GO): mitotic spindle pole body; DASH complex; mitotic spindle midzone
Source: RefSeq, a predicted model, not a curated record
AACGAAGCUGUGCUUGCGCGACGACAGUUUGCUGCUGCUGCCCCCAUCUUCAGCCCGUGCUAGGUUUCGGCCAGGGUCCAUUUUCUUUCUUUUUUUCAUUUUUUUUUUUUUUUUCAGCUCCGAGCACCGCUGAGCUCCUUAGCUGGUCUCGUCAUCUCUGCCCAUCAUGUCAUUUCCCUCUCGAUCGCUGCCAGGCCACAUGCGGCAGCCAUCUGGCGCCGGAGGCAGUGUUGGAUCUGGGCAGUCCCCCGCCCUUGUGGCCCGUGUGAACGAGAAGAAGGCUGAGCUCGAGAACUUGCGGGAACUACGCGACCUGAGCGCCGCCGUGGCGACUCAGAUGGAGGCUCUGGAGCAGAGGCUAGGCACGUUAUCAGACGGCACGGAGGCCAUCGCGCUGGUGCUGGCCAACUGGCAUAAUGUACUGCAAGCCAUCAACAUGGCCUCGGCAAAGCUGCCGAAGCCCAAGUCCGAGGAUGAAGGCUGGUCUGAGACAGCCGAGACAGCUCUUCCGCAGACGCUGGUCAGGAUCCCGACUGAGCAUGCUCCAACCAUCCAAGCGCAAACAGGAGAGCAGCCCGAAGAAGAGGAGUCCUGAUUGACUUGAUAGGUGGCGCAACGUUUCCCUCUGGUAGCAUUUUCGUCCAUCAUUGGGCGCCAACCAGCUCCGCGACGGCAUUAUCAUGGAUCUACUCGUCCCGCCAGAAGCGCGUCACGCCGAGAAUCUCGUGCCAGAGCCGCUGCCAUCCAGCUGCGUAAAUUUCCGUCUCGCAGAUUGAGGGGCAGGCGGAAUCCCAUUGGAUGCCGACGUUGCGCUACUUGGCCAGGUGCAGGACGCGCCCCGCAUGUUUAUUUCCGCGACGCCUUCUUUACUCAAACCGUCAUUAGGUUAGUGCAACCUCGACUUGCUCCCAUACCGGAAAAGCCUUAGACCAGCCCUGGGGAUACGACCCGAGAAUGCGAAGGAGCAGGGGCUGCAAGGUGCAACUGGUUUGUUGGUUGCCGAUCGAGGAGGCAGUGGAGGGUCAAACGGAGGGGCAGCAGCAUCACAGGUUGAUUGGAAGGUAGUAGUUGGUUCCUGUUGGAGUGGGGAUCCCCGUAGGCGUUCGAUGGAACGACGCCGUCGGGUUGUCUUUUUAUUUGGGGAAAAACCUUGGUGGCAGGAAAGGGGCUGUGCCACCGGGAGAGCGGUGCAAGCCGCGCCCCAUAGAAUCAUGAAAUCCAGCGAUAUGCUCAGAAUAGAGAUUUUGUGCAAGCACAUCCUGGGUGCAGACCCCAGCAUGCCCAUUGAGGCAUAGCGAUCCUCGAUGUGAAACUGAUCGGGG